This is a messenger RNA of Pangasianodon hypophthalmus (striped catfish), 5762 nucleotides long. It is a transcript of the gene c4b, whose product is annotated as complement 4B (Chido blood group). Gene Ontology annotation, cellular component: extracellular region. NCBI's taxonomy places the organism in Eukaryota, Metazoa, Chordata, Actinopteri, Siluriformes, Pangasiidae. Gene Ontology annotation, molecular function: protein binding; endopeptidase inhibitor activity. The transcript has 41 exons. The coding region runs from base 96 to 5243 and encodes 1715 amino acids. Gene Ontology annotation, biological process: complement activation. The record is from RefSeq and is a predicted model, not a curated record.
UACCAGAUAAAAACUGGUGAUAGGGUAAAAGCAGCACAUUGACCACUGGUCCACACUCAAAGCACACACACACCCUCUCUGAAACUACAGAGAACAUGGGUUCUCUUCUGUAUUUGUUGCUCUGCUCAGGUUAUAUUGCACAGCUGGUCUCUGCAGAAACAUUCCUGGUGACGGCUCCCAGCAUUUUUCAUGUUGGCGUGAAGGAAAGAGUGUCAGUCCAGGUUGGGGAGGGACUGCUGAACAGACCCGUGACCUGUUACUUAGAGCAGGAGGUGGGACAUGUUCUUAUGUCAAAGCGGGAGACUAAAGAGAUCCCUAAGGAUGAAAAAAUUGGAACACUAGACCUUCAGAUUUUGCCAGACAAAAUUGCAAGCUUACCAUGGGCCAAUGCAGAGCCACCUUAUCUCAAUCUGGUGUGUGAUGUUGGUCAAUAUAAGAGAAAGACAACUCGAGUGUUGGUGUCCCAGCACAGAGGCUACAUCUUCAUUCAGACAGACCAGCCCAUGUACAACCCCACACAGAAAGUUCAGUACAGGAUUUUUACUCUGGAUCAUGCCAUGCAGCCGAUAUCCGAGAAGAUACAUGUGUACAUAAUUAAUGCAGAAGGGAACACAGUCAAGAAAAUGUUGGUCGGUUCCAAAUCAGGCAUUCACGUCAAGAGCUAUCCUAUUCCUGAUGUUUCACAGCCCGGUGUGUGGAAGAUCAAAGCCCACUACAGAGGUGAUGAGAAGAGUGCUACUAUUCAGGAAUUCAAGGUUCAAAAGUUUGUCCUUCCUAGUUUUGGUGUAACCAUCAAGCCUGAAACUGACCAUCUCCUCGUGAGCGCUGAGAACUUUCAAUUCUCCAUCGAUGUUUCAUAUUCAUAUGGAAAGAAAAUCAACGGUGGAUUUCACUGUCGCUUUGGGGUGAGAGGGGAGAUUACAAAUGGGCCAAAUGACAUCACGUUCAUCAAGGGGCUAGAAAAAACUGGACCAGUACGAAAUGGUGAAGCUGAAAUCACUCUUAGGAUCACAGACAUCCGGGAGAAACUGGCAACCUUAAGGCUGGAAGACUUAGCCCAGGAUGGAGUGCGGUUCUACAUAGCUGUUACUGUCACAGAUAGCUUAAGUGGUGAGGUACAAGAGUCUGAAAUAUUACUUCCCAUCGUGUCACAGAGAUAUAAAGUGGACUUGGACAGAACCAGAUCACACUAUAUUCCUAAAAUGCCUUUUGAUGUUAAGGUAGUGGUGCGUACUCCAAAUGGCCUGCCAGCUAAAGACGUUCAGGUGAAAAUUAGAGUCUCACACACCGAAGAGGAAUCCAGAAUUGAAACAACAGACAAUGAGGGAGUAGCGUUUUCUGUUUUCAAUCUUAAACAGCAAUCACCGUACAUUUCUGUUGAGGCAACCGUCGAUGGAUUUAAGUCAACAAAAGAUGUGGCCAUUGCUACUUCCUCAAGCAAUAACUUCUUGUAUAUCAGUGUGAACAAUAGGGUUUUGUCACCUGGAGAACACCUGAGUGUUAAGUUUGAUGUUGUCAAUGACCAACCAAAAGAUGGAUACAUUUACUACUUGGUCCUCAGCAAAGGUGCUCUCAGAAUGGCAAGUUCUGUUGAUAUAGGAAUUACAGCCACUAUCAACCUCUUCCUCAGCCCUGACAUGAUUCCAUCCUUCCGCCUCAUUGGAUAUUAUUAUGACAAAAAUGGUGAAAUUAUAGCAGACUCAAUCUGGGUAGAUGUCAAGGAUGUGUGUAAGGGAAAGGUUGUGGUAACAGAAAAGGAACCCAAUAUUAAAAAUUAUUACGAUCCAGCACAAAUCGUUGAUAUUAACAUUGAUGUGGGAGACCAACACAAGGCAGAAGUGGCUUUACUGGCUGUGGACAAAGCUAUCUAUGCCCUGAAUGCCCAAAACAAACUCACCCCAAAACAGGUGUUCUCCUCUAUGCAGACUUAUGAUCUGGGAUGUUCGUAUGGUGGUGGUGGGAACACUGCUGCAGUAUUUAAUGAUGCUGGAUUGACUUUCAUCUCUCACUCUGAAACUAUCAAGUCACAGAUGAGGAUAGGAUUUGCCUGUGAAUCGGGUUUCAGGCGGCAGAGACGUUCCAUAGAUCUCCAGAAAGAAUUGGCACAAAAAGAAACUGAGUACCCAGAUGCAGUAUUGAAGAAGUGUUGCCGUCACGGCCUAACACAGCUCCCAAUGAAGCUGAGCUGUGAGGAACGAAAGAAAAGAAUAAAAGAAAGUAAUGAAUGUGAGGAGGUUUUCCUGAAAUGCUGCAACUUUGCUACCCAGCUGAGGGAAAAGAAGAGGAAGGAGGAACUAAGAAGUGGCCAUGGCAGAACUGCUAGUGCCAGUGAUAUUGAAAACUUUUUUGACAACGAGGUCCAAUACAUUCGCCGCAGUUUUCCUCCCAGCUUUGCAUUUGAAGUUUUUAAUGUGAAUGGCCAAAUUACAAAACAGAUCAUUCUCCCUGAUUCCAUCACUACUUGGGAGAUACAGGCUGUCAGUUUAUCUCCCUCUCAUGGUUUUUGUGUAGCCGAGCCUCUUGAUGUACGUGCCUUUCAGGAACUGUUUAUCUCUUUGCGACUUCCCUACUCUGUCACGAAGAAUGAACAAAUGGCCAUUGUUGUGGUUAUCUACAAUUAUGGCAAGAGUGAAAGACAGCUUGCCGUUCAUAUGAAACAAGUAGAUGGCCUGUGUUCACCUGGGGCUUCAUCUACUGAUUCCUAUAUCAACAUCAGUUUGGACCGUGGUAGCUCUGAGACAGUGACCUUUUCUGCUGUUCCUCUGAAAGAGGGUGAAAUCCCUAUCACGAUCCAACUUUAUGACACGGAAUAUGAAAUGGGCGUGGAUGCCAUUCAGAAGACACUCUUGGUGACGAAUGAGGGAGUCCGUAUGGAAGACUCGGAAAGUAAAUUAAUUAACCUGGAUGGUAGAAGUGAAAAAUACUUUAAUAUUGAUGGAUUGUUUCCAAACGGUACAAUUCCUUCCUCAGAUGGCAAUAUCUUUGUCAAAGUUGAAGAUGAUGUAUUUGGUAUAGCAGCAGCCACGCCCCUACUUACACCAGACAAUGUGAAGAAGCUGAUCAAGGCCCCUCACGGUUGUGCAGAACAAACUAUGAUCAGGAUGUCCCCCACAGCUCUGGCCAUCCGUUACCUGGACUCAAACAACCGAUGGCUGGAAUUGGAACCUGAAAUGAGAGACAAAGCAAUGAACUUCAUAGAGCAGGCCUAUGACAGGAUUUUGACAUUCAAAAAGCCUGAUGGAUCAUAUGGAGCAUGGAUUACACAUCCCACCAGUAACUGGCUAACUGCCCUGGUAGUGAAGGUGUUAUCCCUUGUGUCCGAGUGUCAGUUAACAACUACUGAAAACACAGAGAUCGUCUCACAACUCGAAAUUCGGAACUCAGUCAAUUACCUUAUUAAACAGCAGGGUGAAGAUGGGUCGUUCAGAGAUCCUAAUCCAGUCAUUCAUAGAGAAAUGCAGGGUGGAAUUGGGGGUGUUGAACAAGACGCAUCUCUCACUGCUUUCAUAGCCAUUGCUCUUAACCGCUCCCUUCCUUUCUUGGACCAGGAAAUUGAUUCUGUGAAAAGUAGCAUCUCUAAAGCCACCAGAUUCCUCCUCUCUCGCGUGGAUAACCUACAGAGACCCUUUUCUCUGGCUAUUACAACCUACUGCUUGUCCUCUUGUCAUGAAGACAAGGAAGUGGCUUUGUCAGCUUGGAAGAGACUUAAACGUAUAGCAGUAAAAGAGGGUGACUGUAAGGUGUGGCGGGAUGAUGAAGACAUGCGAUUGCUAGAUGAGAAGAAACAAUACCUGGUUCCUUCAGCAGUGGCUCUUACAGUUGAGACCACCGCAUAUGCUCUUCUUACUGCUGUAGAACUUAGAGAUUUUGAAGAGGCGAAAAUGGCUGUCUGCUUCCUGUCCUCCCAAGAGAACUAUGAAGGAGGAUUCAAAUCCACACAGGAUACAAUUAUAGCUUUGGAAGCGCUCUCAGAGUAUGCAAUGCAAUUACCCCCAUCGCCCUUAAAUACUAUCACUGUGCAGUUCACCAGUACAAAGAGGGCUGAAAAAGAGAGUCUGGUGUUGGAAAAGAAAGGCGAGAAAGUGGAGACAGAUUUAAAGAGACUGCUGGGAAGUGACAUAACUGCAAAGUUUUCAGGGACAGGGCAAGCAAAAGUAAAGGUGGUGAAGGCUUACUAUGUCCCAGACACUUCCUCUGACUGUAGUCAACUGACAAUUAAUGUGACAGUGUUUGGCAAAGUAGAGUACACAGCUCAGGUAACAGAAAACUAUGACUAUGACUACAGUUAUGAUGAUCCAAACGAAAGAAGGGAGGAGGAAGACUUCCCUCGCUCAGCCAUCGAGUGGUUUGAUGCUCGCACCAGACGCAGAAGGGACACCCGGCAGAGCCAGAACUCUGAUAACCAAGUCGUGUACGAAGUGUGCAUCAGUCACUCCUUGGACCGGAAGCUCACAGGCAUGGCUAUUGCUGAUAUCACAUUACUCAGUGGCUUUGAGCCUAAAACCGAGGAUCUGGAUUUGUUAAAGGAUGCAGAAGUCCCAUACAUCUCUCACUAUGAGUUUGCAAAUGGAAGGGUCCUGUUAUAUUUUAAUAAGAUAUAUAGUGGCAAGGAAUGUAUUGCAUUUGAAGCUGUACAAAGGGUGCCAAUAGGUUUGCUGCAGCCUGCUCCUGCUACAUUCUAUGACUAUUAUGAACCAGAAAGAAGAUGCACUGUGUUCUAUGCUGCACCAAACAGGAGCAAGAUGGUGUCUGCUCUGUGCUCUAAUGAAGUGUGCCAGUGUGCUGAAAGGGCCUGUUUCAAAGAAAAGCAGCCAUCAGACUUAUCAAGUAUGCGAAAGGAGGCCCGCUUCCUGCAUGCUUGCUACCAGCCUGUAGCGGAUUACGGCUUCGUGGUCACUGUGAGCUAUGUGGAGGAUAAGAAAUCCUUUGACUUUUACUACACCCGUGUGAUUGAGGUCCUCAAAUUCAAUGGAGAUGUCCAUGUGGCUGUAGAUAAGAUUCGUGUUUUUGCCAAGAGGAAACAUUGCAAGAGUCAGCUGAAAGUGGGGCAGACUUACCUUAUCAUGGGCAAAGAUGGCUCUACUACUGACCUCAAAGGACAAAUGGUGUACCUUUUGGAUUCAAAUACGUGGGUGGAGCAAAAGCUUCCCAAGGAGAAAUGCUUAGCAUCAAACAUGAAGUCACACUGCAAGGGAUUUAAAGAUUUCCUAAGAAUAUACCAAGUUGAAGGCUGCUCCCAGUAAUCCAGUCAAUCAGUGACAAAAUUAUGCUACAAUAAGUAGACCUGAAUCAAAUCACAGUAGUACCAACUGAUUGCACAUUGGGGACCAACUUGUUUCUGUCACUGAGAAUCUGUUCCAACAUCCAAAAGUCUAGAAGUGACCAUACUCUCACUGGAAAGACUUGUGGGGUCAUAUGUUCGGAAACCUCAAACCUUAUUUUCUUGGCAACAGAAAUGAUCACCAAUUAUUCCUAAUCAUUCUUAGUAUAUGCACCCUUUAGGCAAAUUUAUAUACUACUUAUUUGCUUUUAAUGAUUUUAUGUAAUGUACUGUCAGUUACAAAUAGUAUAUGUCAUCUUGUUAUUUUUGCAUCUUUGCUGCUGACAAUCUUGCUGGCUUUUGCAACAAGUCAUAUAUUGAUUGAGAAAAAAACUCUCUGAAGAUUUCUCCACUCUGUUUAUUUAGAGACUUAUUAUAUGUACAGAGCAUUUGCUCUUACAGCAUCGAAUAUGGUCCUCCAAAUAAAAUAAUUAACCUAAAA